AAAGGCACAAAUAGCCCGCCCGCCGCCCCGCCCCGCCGCCGCCGCCUAGCCGGCGAACUCGUGCCUCUUCCGCUUCCGCCGCCACCGCGGCCACCACCGGAUUUGCUCGUGCCGUCGCGCGGCAUUGCAGAUUCCCCUGCUCCGGCUGGCGGCAUCCUGUUGAUUGCGGCGCGGCCGCGCGAGGAGUGCUCGCAGCCCCACCCCGCGCCGGGGUUCCGCCUGCAUGGCGAGGAACACGGGUCGCACGGUCUACAUAGGUAACUUGGAUGAAAAGGUAUCUGAAAGAAUCCUGUAUGAGAUUCUUAUUCAGGCAGGUCCUGUAAUAGACCUGCAUAUACCUUUCGACAAGGAGAAUAGUCGUCUCAAAGGUUAUGCUUUUGCUGAGUAUGAAACUGAGGAAAUUGCCCAGUAUGCUGUUAAACUUUUCUCAGGACUUGUUCGGAUCAAUGAUAAAGCACUUAAAUUCAUGAUUGCUGGUCAUGACAAACCCUCUUCAGAUGGCAAAAACCCAGUUAUGCCUAAGCUCAACCCUAUACCGUCUUCGAAUGGCAAUAACCCAGUAAUGCCUAAGCUCAACCCUAUACCGUUACCAAAACAGACUCAAUUCACGCAUUGUAGUGAUAUGCCUGUGUCUCAUACCUCAGCAUAUCCAGUGGUAAACGGCAGGAUUGCAGGUUAUGGUUUUUGUCACACUCCCUAUCCAUAUGAUGUUCACCCUCAAGCUUUAUCAGGUGGACCAGUGCACAGCCAUGGCCAGGUAAGCAAUGGUAUGUAUGAUUACAGUAGGCAGGCAUUUGGUUCUGUUCCGAACAUUGCCCAUAGAGGUCCUAUUAUGAACGCCUUUGCACAAGGAGCUGCGAAUCAGCCAAUCAUGUACCCAUCCUACUAGCACCAAGGAAUGUUAUGAUGCCUCAGUAUCUCAGGAACUGAACGUCUAGAUUGUAGAACAUGUAGUCAUGCUCGUUCAUGUAAAUAUGGUUAUCAUCUCAUCGAGAUCUUCAGAAUUAGGCUACCAUGUUCUUUGUUAAAGGCAAAACCCUGUCCUGUUGUGUACUUCGAUUUCAAAACUCUGAAGCCAACAGAUAUUCACAAAAGGAGAGUGAGGGGCACUAUUGUGUUCGUGCCAGCCACAUAAAUGAAUCCAACUCGUUUAGGCUGGACUGCUGGAAGCACAAAAUUCCUGACUUUCAUCUAUAUAAGUAUUUGUGUUGACAUUGCAGAUUGAAAGUGAAUGAUAGAAAACUCAGUUGUAGGAAUGUCAUGCAUGUUUUGCUUUUUUUUGCACUUUUUAGGCACUUAUUAUAGGUCGAGGUGUCAUCAGUCACUGGCAGCAAGAUUCUAGUUGGCUUUUAGCCUUUAUUUUACAAGUUAGGUGAGGAGGAAAGAUGAGAUUGCCUGGUGCCUUUUUUUGGGAGGAAGUCGGGAGGGAUGGACCCCCUACCCAAAUUUUAUUGAUUAUACAAAAUUCUGUACAACUGGUGAUUGAAUAUAUUGCCAGUUCUGAUGUUUGACAAAUCUGAUAGUUUCUUUUACCAGUGCAGUUCCACCUAUCAUCUUUUGUGCAAUACUGGAAGUGACAAGGUCAUUGUCCGAACUACCACGGUACCACCAAGCUUGUGCUAAGUGAUGCCAUGCAACUUGUCUCAUCAUCGUUGCUCCAUAAA
Messenger RNA from Panicum virgatum (switchgrass), 1664 nucleotides. RefSeq names its product splicing factor 3B subunit 4-like. The transcript has 4 exons. The record is from RefSeq and is a predicted model, not a curated record. Gene Ontology annotation, molecular function: RNA binding. Bases 224 to 889 code for a protein of 221 amino acids. Lineage: Eukaryota; Viridiplantae; Streptophyta; Magnoliopsida; Poales; Poaceae.